AUUAUGUAGCGGCGACUGCACGAGCUGCAGCAUUAAGAUCGAAACCAUCACUGCAAACCAGGCGCAAAAAGCAACGCAUGAUCCAGGAUAAUCCGGGAUGUCCGGCUCUGCUCUUGGUCGACGGCUGGUUGCAUGUCUCCUGAACAUCUCGGAAGCUCGGAGAAGAGACCUGGUGGAGACAGUGGCAAGAGCAGCCAUCACUGACACACAUGGAAAAAAGCGUGAAGGCAUCACAGUGCUGAACAUCUUCAAUGAUGUUGACUACAAUCGCUCUGUCAUCACUAUUGUUGCAAGCAUUGACCUACUAAGUGAGGCUGUAUUGUCGGCUUGUGAGCGUGCUUUCUCUCUGAUUGACAUGAAUGUCCACGAGGGCACCCACCCAUGCAUGGGUGCAGUGGAUCUGGUGCCUCUCUAUCCACUGGGGGAGGAGGUGGGCCUUGAGGAUUGUGGAAAAGAGGCCCAGGCAUUAGCAACAGCUCUGACAGAACGAGUGGCAGGUACCAGUGCUUUUUUGUUCGGAUGGGCUGAUUCUCCUCAGCGUCGAGGUCUGGCUCAAAGGAGGAAGGAGAUUGGCUGGUUCAAAAAGGUCAAAGAUAUGUCAAGCAUUCAGCCAGAUGUAGGUCCACAGGCCACAAGGAGAUAUGGCAUUACAGGUGUUGGCGCCAGCCCCUACGUCAUGAACUGUAACGUGACCAUCGAUACCCAGGAUCUGGCCCUGGGCCGGAUUGUUGCUUUAGCAAUCCGUGAAACCAGUUCUGGUGGAAUCCCUGGAGUUCAGGUCAUGGCCCUGCCACAUGAAGGUGUUAUGGAGAUCGCUUGCAAUGUGGAGAGUGUUCAGGGUGGUCCUCCAUCAUCUUCAUCUUAUAGUGUGGAACAAUGGCCAAGCUUUGUCAUUGGAGGGCAAAACUUUUGCCAUGCUCCAGCCUCGCUAAUCACAGAACGUGUAGCAGAGCUGGCUAGACACCAUGGAGUGGCUAUCAAGGGUACUGCCCUGGUGGGCUUUACCCCACGUGAGUGCCGGAGACUGGCAGAGGGAGCGCUCUCAAAUGGCAUUGGAGAGUUCUGGAAAGAGCUGCAGCGUGUACACAUGUGAACAAGCCAACAACUUUCAACACUGUGUUAACUAAAUUGCAAAAUAAUCAAUUGUUAAUUAUAGGGAAUUUGUUGAGCCACCAACAAUAGAUAAUCAGCCCUUAUUACUAUAUAUAUAU
Molecule: messenger RNA, 1211 nt
Organism: Rhinichthys klamathensis goyatoka
Lineage: Eukaryota; Metazoa; Chordata; Actinopteri; Cypriniformes; Leuciscidae
Gene: ftcdnl1
Product: formiminotransferase cyclodeaminase N-terminal like 1
Exons: 6
Coding region: 98-1093 (331 amino acids)
Molecular function (GO): folic acid binding; transferase activity
Source: RefSeq, a predicted model, not a curated record